Aspergillus caelatus is the source of this 1826-nucleotide messenger RNA. RefSeq names its product ubiquitin C-terminal hydrolase 37. The record is from RefSeq and is a predicted model, not a curated record. The transcript has 6 exons. Gene Ontology annotation, molecular function: cysteine-type deubiquitinase activity. NCBI's taxonomy places the organism in Eukaryota, Fungi, Ascomycota, Eurotiomycetes, Eurotiales, Aspergillaceae. Gene Ontology annotation, biological process: ubiquitin-dependent protein catabolic process; protein deubiquitination. The coding region runs from base 422 to 1690 and encodes 422 amino acids. Gene Ontology annotation, cellular component: cytoplasm.
UCAGGCCAACCUAUGGGUAGCCAAAACUUUAGUAGUACAUACCUAUCAAACGCUAGCCUGGAGUACUUGACGACUUUAACCUGUCAGCUAUAGACACACGUUGUCCUCGGUAGUGUUAUCAGGAUUUACAAGCACCAGCCCCCUUCCUUUUCUCUCCCCUUUUCUGUUUUGGCGCCAUUGGUUGUUGGUUUAUAUCGUCUUAUCCUUUAGCUAUCUAGUCGUCUUGAUCGCUUCGUGACAUAAGCUCUCUCCUUAACCACCCCUCAUUUAUGACGGCGGGCAGCAUAGUAACGCUUCUUUUACGAUAACCUAGCCUACCUAAUGAUAAUAUAUCUAACAUAUUCCAGACCCUGGUACUUCAUAUUUGCAUUGCAUCUACGAUCUCUCGAAUCUUUGCAUCUCAAUACUCUCGAGGACAUUGAUGACAAGCAUGGCUUUGGGUUUUGAACGACGACGGUUAAAUAGUCAGCCAACCAUGGCCAACCACUUAGAUGACGCCAACGACCCAUGUCGGCCAGCAACUGCGCAGGAGAAGGAAAGCUGGAAUGGCUUUUGUGAGCUGGAGUCUGAGCCUGCUCUUUUCAAUGUGAUGCUGCGAGAGUUCGGGGUGAAAGGCGUCAAAGUGCAAGAAGUUGUAUCACUAGAUGAAGAGAUGAUGGCAUUCUUGAACAAGCCUGUUUAUGGUUUGAUCUUCCUGUUUCGUUGGAGGGAAGAUGACCCCGAGAAGCAAGAAGCGAGCUGCCCAGAAGGGCUUUGGUUUGCAAAUCAGACUGCCAGCAAUGCUUGCGCUAGUGUGGCCCUACUAAAUAUCGUCAAUAAUAUAGAGGGCAUCGAGCUCGGGGAUAACCUACAGCAUUUCAAGGACUUUACGAUGCCGUUUACUCCUGCGCUUAGGGGAGAUGCGAUCAGUAAUUUUGAUUUUGUCAAACGAAUACAUAAUUCAUUUGCAAGGAAGAUGGAUAUGCUCAAUUCAGAUUUUCAACUAAAACAUGAGGCGACAUCAAGGCGUUCUCGUUCAAGUAAGGGCAAUCACGAUGAAUCUGAAAUAGACGCAGGGUUCCACUUUAUCGCGUUUGUCCCUGCGUUGUGGAAAGUCUGGAAGUUCGAUGGCCUGGAACGCCAGCCCCAGGCACUCGGACACUGUACCCCCGAUGAGGAUUGGUUGGGCAUGGUAAAACCGCACCUUAUCACCAGGAUGACUGAAUAUGAAGAAGAUCAGAUUGAAUUCUCAAUCCUCAGUCUCGUUAGGGACCCGCUUGUAGACCUUAUUGGUAAACUAGCCGUCAAUAUAAAGUGUCUGGAGAUGCUUAAUCAGCGCUUAACUACCCAAGCUUCUGCAGUGGCCCACCCAGAAUUGCCUCUUGCAAGCUCUAUCCUUGAAAACACUAUUCUGGGGCCGGACAAGUCCUUUGAUAUGACAAGGGAGUCUAUCGACCAGGCUAUUGUUCCGGUGGUAUUAGAGAGGUACAAUUUGUUGUCCACGCAAGAAAUCGUCGAGUUCAAACAGAAGCUGUGCAAUGAACAGCAGGUGUUACGAGCUGCGAUUCGGGACGAGCAGCAAACCCAGCGGGCGGAUGACGACUAUGCGGCGGGGAGGAGGUACGAUUACGGGCCAGCUAUAAGAACAUGGUUGCGAUUCCUGGCCCGGAAAGGAGUGGUUGAGAGUUUAAUACCAGUGGGAGAGGUAUGAUACAGCGAGUGGGUUGUUCAAUGUGGGAGUGUCUUUCUUACCGUCGACGAUAGGUCAUUUACUGGUAAUGGUAAUAUGGUAUCAAAUGAAAUGGUAGGCCAGAACAGGAAAAGCCCAAAUUUGUUACUAAUGUACC